CGGCAGCGCGCCGACAGUCGGCCCGACUCCCCCGACCGGACCGCAUCGCACCUCCGUCCCGUCACACUCCGCUACGUUCUCGUCGCUCCCACAUCAGGAGGAUAAACAAGGGGUCCCGCGGUGCAAAAAAACACAACACAACAACAGGCUGUUGGAGGACGUUCUAAGUUGGAUGUUUCUACCAUGUUGCUCUGUCUUAAUAACUAAGUUUCCCGUCUGAACCGUUGGGUAGAAGCGGGGCAAAGGAGCGGAACUUUGAGGAGGACCUUUUUUUUUUUUUUUUUUUCUUGCACCGGAGUAACCGCUGCUUUUAACCCAGGAGGGUCGUAUCCGCCACGGGCUUCGUUUGCUCUCUUGCCCGGCUGUGGAGUCGGAGGCUAUGGUGUAACUUUUGCGGCUCCAGUCGAACCCGCGCGGCCCGGUGUGAGGGAGUAACCGUUUUAUGGUACCGGAGAGGGGAUGCCAGCCUCUCCCCCGUCUCGGAUCGCGGAGCCGCUAUGAGGAGAGAGGAUCACCUGCUGGGCUAACAGAACACGGUCACACCUCACCGACAGGCUGCAGCGUGGAGCUUUCUGUGGUGCGGAGCAGAGCAGAGGGAUCCAAUGAGGGAGCUGUCCGUGGUGGCUCCUCCGCGUGAUGACGGCCUGUGCUGUCUGAGAAUGCGGGAACGAGGUCCUUGCAUUUGCGGAGUGGGCGUGUGGAGCCUGCUGCUGUCCCUCUGUCUGGCCUCCCUCACACAGGCACACAGGAGCCACACGGUGCAUGUGAAGGCAGGGACGUGUGAGGUGAUCGCUGCCCAUCGCUGCUGCAACAAGAACAAGAUCGAGGAGAGAUCUCAAACUGUCAAAUGUUCCUGCUUCCCCGGACAGGUAGCUGGCACCACCCGGGCCAUGCCCUCCUGUGUCGAUGCUUCCAUUGUAGCUCAGAAGUGGUGGUGUCAGAUGCACCCAUGCAUGGACGGUGAGGAGUGUAAGGUUCUCCCAGACCUCACAGGAUGGAGCUGCAGCACAGGCAACAAAGUCAAGACCACCAAGGUGACCCGAUAGUCCUGCCCGUUUCGAGGAGGGCAGAGGUGGCGUUGGAGUUACUUAAAUAGCACAAUGGACCCAUCAGUGGUGAGGAAGCCCGCUCAGACAGACAGCUACGAGGAGCCGGUCAUUAUUGCAUUUUCUGAGGAUAUUCAAGAGGUGGAGGCGGAGGAGACAGGACUCUUACACCGUCUUGGGUCAACUUAAAGAAAACAGAGAUUUCUUGGUCCUUUACCGCACAGGACCGCAUCACCCACAAUCCUUUACUGCUUCUACAAACAGCAACUUCUAACAAGUGAGCUAUGACCUAAACAGCACUUGAUUAUAUAAAAAAAAAAUAACUUUCUUUACAACGAUCUGUGUUCUUCAUCUCUCUUCUAUGGCUUAGUUGUGUUCCAUACGCAUACUGGGAAGAAAUGGGAUCAGGACUUUUGACAGCUAUCCAACAUUAUAAAUGUCACUACAAAAAAUGUGUGUGUGGGGGGGGGUUGCAUCCAGAAUGGCUGUUUCAUGAUGUCGAGAUGACAACUUUAAAUUUAACUGUGCCACAUAUGACACACCUGAUGCUGUCAGAUCUGAAACUAAAUAAUUUUUCUUUUUUAAGAUCUCAUCUCCAAAAGAAUAUUUUACCUUGAAUCAUUUGUGGCUUACCACAUGCCAUUUUUUAAAAUGGGGAGACAGUUCGUCAGUCUUCUUUUUAUUUCUUUUUUCUUUUUUUUUUGACAAAGGACAAAAUCCUUUCCGGGUGGGAUUAGACUAAUACCAAGUAGAUGUUAUGAAAUAUUGAACCAUGUAAACGUGUAAAAAAUGCUCCAUGGAAUCAACAGGGCUAAAAAUAAAAUGACGCUCUAAUGGUUUUAAUAUUUGUGUUUUCAAACGCCUGUUAACCGCUAUUGAGUACAUGUGUCAGUAUUAUAUGAAAUGAAUAAAACCUUUCAAAAGAAAAUA
This is a messenger RNA of Gasterosteus aculeatus aculeatus (three-spined stickleback), 1976 nucleotides long. The record is from RefSeq and is a predicted model, not a curated record. NCBI's taxonomy places the organism in Eukaryota, Metazoa, Chordata, Actinopteri, Perciformes, Gasterosteidae.